Messenger RNA from Cataglyphis hispanica, 2131 nucleotides. RefSeq names its product pyruvate dehydrogenase E1 component subunit beta, mitochondrial-like (gene Pdhb). Bases 234 to 1295 code for a protein of 353 amino acids. NCBI's taxonomy places the organism in Eukaryota, Metazoa, Arthropoda, Insecta, Hymenoptera, Formicidae. Gene Ontology annotation, biological process: pyruvate decarboxylation to acetyl-CoA. The record is from RefSeq and is a predicted model, not a curated record. The transcript has 5 exons. Gene Ontology annotation, molecular function: pyruvate dehydrogenase (acetyl-transferring) activity.
AUGCUGUUUUAGUUUCGAAUGCCAAUCGACGACGUGAAUCGACGCGCCGCCGUUUCGAACGGGCCACGCACGUUUCAUAACAGUGCCAAAGAGUUCGCGUCCUUGAUUACGUUAGUAAAGCUUUGAUAUAGCUCGAGGAUUCGCGAACGCGAACCGUUGUCCAAAGACGAGGGAUCGUUCCCGAGAAAAAUCCUUCCGAAAAAUUAUCUUUGAACCCGUUAACGGCCUGUAAUAUGCUCACGACUGUCGUAAGAGCCGUCGGCCGCCGCUCGUUUUCUACGUCGAAAUGGGCAGCAGCACAGCAGAUGACUGUGCGGGAUGCUUUGAAUUCUGCCCUGGAUGAGGAGAUGGAGAAGGACGAGAGGGUGUUUCUUCUUGGUGAAGAAGUCGCUCUAUACGAUGGUGCGUAUAAAGUCUCUCGGGGUCUUUGGAAAAAGUAUGGAGACAAGCGUGUCAUUGACACACCAAUUACAGAGGCUGGUUUCGCCGGUAUCGCUGUUGGAGCUGCUAUGGCCGGCCUGCGACCAGUCUGCGAAUUCAUGACAUUUAAUUUCUCAAUGCAAGCAAUCGAUCAAGUUAUCAACUCUGCUGCCAAGACAUUUUAUAUGUCUGCGGGUAGAAUCAAUGUACCAGUAGUGUUUCGUGGCCCCAAUGGUGCCGCCGCGGGCGUUGCGGCGCAACAUUCGCAAUGUUUUGGUGCUUGGUAUAGUCAUUGUCCUGGUCUAAAGGUAGUAUCGCCUUAUAACAGCGAAGAUGCUAAAGGUCUACUGAAGGCAGCUAUCCGAGAUCCAGAUCCGGUGGUAGUUCUCGAGAAUGAGAUACUGUAUGGUAUACAGUACCCCAUGUCUGAUGAAGCUUUAUCAAAGGAUUUUGUUUUGCCCAUUGGCAAAGCUAAGGUGGAGCGCGUAGGCAACCACGUGACAUUGGUGGCACAUUCCAAAGCUGUCGAGGAAUCCCUCGAAGCGGCCAAUGAACUUGCCGGAAAAGGAAUAGAAGCCGAGGUGAUAAAUCUUCGUUCUCUCAGACCGUUGGACAUGGAUACUAUUAUACAAUCUGUGGUGAAGACGAAACACUUGUUAACUGUCGAACAAGGCUGGCCGCAAUGUGGUAUCGGCGCAGAAGUUAGUGCAAGAAUCGCCGAAAGUGAAGCUUUUUAUCAUCUAGACGCACCUGUAAUUCGUAUCACAGGAGUUGACACACCUAUGCCAUAUACGAAAUCACUGGAGAUCGCAGCUUUGCCACAGAUCAAAGAUAUAGUGUAUGCUGUUAACAAAGUACUAGGAGUCACGCAGUAAUCGCAACGAUAUGCGUAUAUUUAGGUGAAAUUACGAUAUUUUUACGAUUUUCCUAACACAUCGUUAUUUUUCCCUCUAUCCGCUAUCUUUCUACCUAGUAUAUCCUAUUUUUCGUCCAAUCAUUGAUCAAUAGAAGAGUAAAAUAAAUAACAGAGGGAUAAAUUAAGAGAAAAGAUAAAUAAGUACAAAAAAUCUCGAUUCUAUGAAGAUAAUACAUAAUACUCUAUCACCGCCAGGUAGAAUAUAUUAAAAACAUUUCCUUAUAAAUUUUAUUUGUGGAACUUCUACAAAAAAAUACGUUUUAAGAAAAAGGGUACAUUUGUACAUUUAUUACAAUGUAUAAAUAAAAAUCAAACGAAUGUAUCUUUUCAAACUAAUGCACAAGAUAUGUAUUCUUUGUACAUGUCAUUAAUAGAUAGAAUGUGUGAUAUUAAUUGUGAUUGUAUAUAUAAAUACAUACUUCAGUAGUUAGUAAUAUUUUAAAAUACCGAAUUAUAUGUAAAAUUAUGGAUUAAUGUAUAGAUGCAUUCAGUUGAAAAGUAUUUUAUUUAGUUGAGUCACAUGUUUAAAUAAAUUAAAAUUAUCUUUUAUUUAAUGAAUAUGUGCGCAAUAUUAAUCUACUGCCAUAUAUAUAUAUCCAUAAGCUGCCUCUUUCACUUUGUAGAGUUUCAUAUCACACACUUGAAAAUCUCAAUUUAUAAGAAAAUGUUGAUAGUGCAAUUACUGCAAUUGUAUGCUCAUAUAUCUAACUGCAAAAUAACAGGUAGCAUAUAAGAUGCUGCAUUUGUUAAUUAUUUAUUACAGAAAAUUAAUAAAUUAAAAUGUACAAUUUAGAA